Diospyros lotus (date-plum) is the source of this 931-nucleotide messenger RNA. Its product is annotated as transmembrane emp24 domain-containing protein p24delta9-like. Bases 152 to 796 code for a protein of 214 amino acids. Gene Ontology annotation, biological process: intracellular protein transport; endoplasmic reticulum to Golgi vesicle-mediated transport; Golgi organization. NCBI's taxonomy places the organism in Eukaryota, Viridiplantae, Streptophyta, Magnoliopsida, Ericales, Ebenaceae. The transcript has 4 exons. Gene Ontology annotation, cellular component: Golgi apparatus; COPII-coated ER to Golgi transport vesicle; endoplasmic reticulum. The record is from RefSeq and is a predicted model, not a curated record.
CGUAACAUUCUACCCGGUUUCAUUAUUUCAAAUCGUACCAAAGUCUCUGUCUGUGUCUGAAUCCUUCCUGCUGAUCGGAAUACAUUUCACUCCACCACUAUAUAAUAAGAACGAUUCAAUAUUGGCCGAAGAAAAAGGCUUUGGUCUAUUCAUGGCGAUUCACAGAUUCACAGUCGCUUCUUUUGUUCUGAUCCUAGGGUUUCUGUCCAACGCCGCCCAAUCGCUACGAUUCGAUCUGCAAUCGGGGCACACCAAGUGCAUAACAGAAGACAUCAAGAGCAAUUCUAUGACUGUUGGAAAGUACUCUAUAGUCAACCCCACCGAAGGCCAUCCCCUACCCGAUUCUCAUAAGCUCACCGUCCGGGUUACAUCAACCUAUGGGACUAGCUACCACUAUUCGGACCAUGUGGAAUCGGGACAGUUUGCUUUUCAGGCAGUGGAAGCUGGGGAUUACAUGGCUUGCUUUUGGGCAGCUGAUCACAAGCCACAGAUCACGGUAACGGUUGACUUCGAGUGGAGGACUGGUGUAGCUGCUAAAGACUGGACUAAUGUCGCUAAGAAAGACUCAGUUGAGGCCAUGGAGUUAGAAUUGAAGAAGUUAUAUGAAACUGUUACAUCUAUUCAUGAUGAGAUGUUUUAUCUCCGUGAGAGGGAAGAAGAGAUGCAGGAGCUUAACAAAACAACAAACUCCAGAAUGGCCUGGUUGAGUUUUCUUUCACUUCUUGUUUGCUUAUCUGUGGCGGGUUUGCAGCUGUGGCAUUUGAAGACCUUUUUCGAAAAGAAGAAGCUUAUAUGAUAUAAGUCCAGCCCACAGUUUGCUUGUAGUUUUUUAUGUACAAUUUCCCAGUAAUUUACUAAAGAAACACACCCUCCUCUAACUAUGUCAUUGAUUUUACAAAUAAUUAAAAGAACAUUGUCAAAAUUGGCGUUA